Messenger RNA from Bombus impatiens (common eastern bumble bee), 2196 nucleotides. RefSeq lists its product as uncharacterized. Gene Ontology annotation, cellular component: membrane. The record is from RefSeq and is a predicted model, not a curated record. Gene Ontology annotation, molecular function: ligand-gated monoatomic ion channel activity. The transcript has 3 exons. NCBI's taxonomy places the organism in Eukaryota, Metazoa, Arthropoda, Insecta, Hymenoptera, Apidae. The coding region runs from base 207 to 1547 and encodes 446 amino acids.
GUGCCGCGUUAGUUAAAAAUGAACGCAUACAAGGUUACAUCGUGAUCGAACACGGUAAAUUUAUUAAUUCGCGUAGAAUAUUUCUGUAUGGAAAGAAGAAUCUACGCACGUUACAAUAUCUGUUCGUUACGAGGAGCGUGAGGGAAGAGGUGCAUUUAUUCGCGAGAGAUUUGUUGAACGCCGGCUAUCGGGACGUGGCAUUUCUGAUGUUCGAUGACACGGCCACAGGUACGAUUAUUCGUGCAAGCGCAACGGGAGACGAGAUUACAUCGAGAUCCGUAGGAUCCUGCACGUCGGUCACGAACGAUGUGGAUCGGAUUCCGACGUUCGCCGCGGAUUCCCGUCGAUUUUGCCCGCUCGGUGGCUGCACCAUGAAAUACGCGAUCGUCACGGAUGCGACAGUGAGCUUCUGGCUCAAAGAAGACACGCUCAGACUGAAACGUAACGAAACACUGCAAGCAGUAGGCGCUCUCCUCAUUGAAGACUUCGGGAAGUACUACAACCUGACCGUCGACUCCAGCACAGAAAUAAACAUACCUUGGCCCGAUGCCUUCGAAAAGCUCAUGAACCGUGACAUAGACAUGAUAGCAGGGCCGAAACCCGAAGAUCUACAAAUCUUAGACAACGUCGAAGUCAUCUGCUGGUAUAUGUUCCGUGAUAUGGUGCUUGCCAGUUUGGUUCGUAUUAGAACUAUCGAGAACGACAUUUUAAAGUUAGUAAUGCCGUUUCAUUAUUUCGUCUGGAUCAGCGUGUUCCUUGUAUUCAUUGUUUACACUCUUCUAUUGAUCGUGCUGAAAAAAUUGUCGAGCAUGGGUUUGAUCAAAGAACAAGUGAAAUUUGCACAUAUUUGGGCGAUCUCGUUGUCUCAAAGCAUCACGUUGCCAAGAAACCUUGGUUUGCGCCUGGUGCUGCUUUUGUGGAUGAUUUUCUCCCUUUAUUUGAGCAUCACUUAUAACAGCACGUUUACCAGCUCGCUAGCUCAAGUCGACACCGAGGAUCUGCUGCAGAAUCUCGAGCAAGUACGUGACUCUGGUCAACCACUCAGCGGACCAGGCGUCGUACGCUCCUAUUUCAACAAUUCCGACGAUCAGUUCAUCAUAGAUUUGUAUAAAAGAUACGAAGUACUUGGACCCGAAGAAGCACUUGAUAGUAUAUUCAAGAAGAAUGGAUUCGCUGUGUUGCAACAUUUCACCGUUGACAGAAUGAACUGGGAUUACAGGAAUAACAGAAGUCUUCGGAUGUACACACUACCAAAACCAGUUUUCAGAUUCCCGGUUUUCUUCUUUGCAAGAAGAGGAUACAUGUAUCGAAGGCCUCUUCGACGACUCAUUACGAAGUACCGAGAAACAGGAAUGAUAAAGAAACUGAGUAGUCGAUUAAUGAUCGAGGAAGACCAGCAGAUCGUUUUUAAUCAAGAUUCGGAUGAAAUUUUGACUAUGAAGCAUCUCCGUCCGAUUUUUGAGAUAUUCUUCGUGUGUCAGGGUAUUGGUUGUUUAAUAUUCCUCAUCGAAUUGUUAGUGACUUGUAUUCUGAGAGAUUCGUUAUAAUAUUCAUUGCUCGAUUUUUAAUUUUAUUAGUUGAAUCUUUGAUUAAUUAUAUUGAUGAAAGAUCGGUCAUUUGAUAUCAGUAGAGUUAAGAUAAUUAUUUCUAUUAUUAGACUCGAUGUUAAGUACGAAUAAGUGGCACAGAAAUGAGCGUAAUAAACUACUUUAUGAUAUAUAUAGAAGCGAGACAAGUCCGAAGCAGGAAGUACAAAUAUGUCUGUUUGCGUAAGAAAAUGACAAAUCCUUGUUUUACUUCUUUGAGAGUGUUUGGUUUCCUGUUAUUGCACCCGCUCUUUUCAUUAAAUAUGACGUAAAACGUGACGCUAUAUAUUUUGAAGGAUUUUGCGAGAUAUUCCACCGGUUUGCAUAUAUCAAAUUGUCCUUGAAACGAGUUUUUGAAGGUUCACAGGAUGUUGCGUCACAUUUCUUCGUUCCCGCGGAACAAUAAUUCUUCGAUAUUACAUAAUCUGCAGGAUGCAUUAUCAUAAAAUGCAUUUCAUUGAGUUUAGCAUUUGUGCUUGGUUGUGAAGCAAGGUUGCGGGACAAAUUUAUCGAACGAAAGGGAAAACAUCGCGCAUGUUGUCGACGAACACCAUUCACCAAUAAAUCUGAUUUUUCAAAUUGCUCCGUGCACCGUUGCACGACGAAUCGU